Molecule: messenger RNA, 483 nt
Organism: Ostertagia ostertagi
Lineage: Eukaryota; Metazoa; Nematoda; Chromadorea; Rhabditida; Trichostrongylidae
Source: the annotation of a GenBank genome assembly
AUGGGGCUGUUCGGUACACCCGAGGAGAUGAAAGGAAAGUACCUUGAGCGUGCCGUUGGCGCGUUCGGGGGAAUCUAUGGCAAUUCCGCAGAAGAAGCGUUGUAUCCAGUCUAUAAUGUGGAUGCUCAGGGCAAUCGGCUCGAUCCGACGAAGCAGGCCUAUGCGUUUCGAUUUGCCAGGAACUCCUUGCCUCCGGUUGACGCCUUCUGGUCGAUCACGAUGUACAACGGCGACACUCAGCUUCUCGUCGCGAAUCCACUGCAUCGCUACCUGAUAAAUUCAGCGAUGCUGCCUGAUCUCAAGACGAACGAUAAGGGCGAGAUUGUCAUCUAUAUGCAGCACAAGAGCCCCGGAGUUGCGUUGGAAUCGAAUUGGCUGCCCGCACCCGAUGCUCCCAUGGCCGUGGUAAUGAGGCUUUACCUGCCCAAACCUGAAGUACUCGACGGCCGCUGGAAGCCACCGGUCAUCGAAAGACUUUCUUGA